Anthostomella pinea is the source of this 1053-nucleotide messenger RNA. NCBI's taxonomy places the organism in Eukaryota, Fungi, Ascomycota, Sordariomycetes, Xylariales, Xylariaceae. The record is from the annotation of a GenBank genome assembly.
AUGGAUGUCUACAACUGGCUCAACCGACCUGAUCCGGCGUGGAGCGCAUAUUACAAUUUCAAUCCCACUCGGGAUGAUGCCCGAUCAUACCUACAGUCGCUUGGCUACGGCAUAAGCGGCGGCUUUCCUUUACCAGUGAUCGCGACAUCGCCGAGCGAUCUCGAUGCGAGAAUCUCCUUCCUUGGGCAUGGAAUCUUAGCUGCGUACGAGGAGAUGAAAAAAAUGCAUGGUCAUCACCACGGCGGCUUCAAGAUAUACUGGGCAAAUAUGGGAGUCAAACAGCGAGCAGCGAUGUUGGCUGAAGCUUGGGGAGGACCGUUACCUCUGCGUCAUCGUCCAGACCUACACGAACUUCUCACUCAGUUGAAUGGCAUCACUUUAAAAGGCGUCAACAUCAAGCCUAAAGGUUUCGAUCACUUGCUAUCCAACAAGCAGGCGUUUAGGGCACCGUUCCUCAACGCUGAAGACUUGAGCAACGUACCCGUUUCUAUGCUGCUCUUAUUCGGAUCACUUAGUUCCCACCAUCCAGUCGAGUUUUGGAGACGGGAUCUCGAAAGCGCCCAUAUGGGGCGACAGCUGCGGGUCAUACUGGGACCAUUCCUACCAAGACAUGUCGUGACAUUCCAGUCCGGAGAGGAAAGCUACGCCCAGCUCGUGGCCUUAACCAGUGAUGCUGCAGAUAAGAACUAUGCUCUGCUACUCCGCCAUCGAGCGGUCACACCCGGCGAGGCCGUGAUUGUGUUAGAAAGUCAGCACCAACUGUACCAGUUUCUGGCGAAAUGGGCAGCGAAGAUUGUGGAGAAGGUGGAUACAGUUACUAUCCCACGAGAAGUAAACGAACCAGCCAUUCUAUCAUCAGAAACGACAAAAAUGAAAUCUUCUGCUUUCAUUUCUCUGGAGAGUGCAUACGGCAUUCCCAAAGAUCUCAAUCUCGACCAAAUCGUGGACAUAUCGGACGGAAUGUGUUACUUGGGCGCGGAAGAGUUGAAGCAGGCUCGCCAGGAGCCGUCUUUCUUCAAAGACCACGUCGUAGAUGAGCUUGAGAGCCACUAG